Molecule: messenger RNA, 2117 nt
Organism: Heterocephalus glaber (naked mole-rat)
Lineage: Eukaryota; Metazoa; Chordata; Mammalia; Rodentia; Bathyergidae
Gene: Pofut2
Product: protein O-fucosyltransferase 2
Biological process (GO): protein O-linked glycosylation via fucose
Molecular function (GO): peptide-O-fucosyltransferase activity
Source: RefSeq, a predicted model, not a curated record
ACAAAAGUGCGCGUUUCCGGGACGGACUCCGGGCUGCCGGAAUUGCGUGGCCGCCGGGGCCAUGGCGGCGCUCGCCGUCGUCUCCCUGCUGCUCCAGGCGGCAUCCUGGCCGCUUGUCACGGCCUCGGGCGAGUUCUGGCUCGGCCAGUCGGCAGCAGACAUCCUGUCGGGGGUGGCGUCCCGCAGACGGUACCUCCUGUACGACGUCAACCCCCCAGAAGGCUUCAACCUCCGCAGGGAUGUCUAUAUCCGCGUGGCCUCCCUGCUGAAGACCCUGCUGAAGACUGAGGAGUGGGUGCUUGUUCUGCCUCCGUGGGGCCGCCUCUAUCACUGGCAGAGUCCCGACAUCCACCAGGUCCGCAUCCCCUGGUCUGAGUUUUUCGAUCUUCCAAGUCUCCACAGAAACAUCCCUGUCGUCGAGUAUGAGCAGUUCAUUGCAGAGUCUGGCGGGCCCUUCAUCGACCAGGUGUACGUCCUGCAGGGCUACGCGGAAGGCUGGAAGGAGGGCACCUGGGAGGAGAAGGUGGACGCGCGGCCCUGCAUUGACCCAGUGCUCUACUCCCAGGACAAGCACGAGUACUACAGGGGCUGGUUCUGGGGCUAUGAAGAAACCCGGGCCUUGAAUGUGUCUUGCCUCUCUGUCCAAGGCUCAGCAUCUGUCGUGGCCCCUGUGCUGCUGAAGAACACGUCGGCCCGGUCGGUGAUGUUGGACAGAGCUGAAAACCUGCUUCACGACCACUAUGGCGGAAAAGAAUACUGGGAUACCCGGCGGAGUAUGGUGUUUGCCAAGCAUCUGCGGGUGGCAGGAGAUGAGUUCCGGAGCAAGUUCCUCAACUCCAGUGAUGCCACGGACGGUGUUCCCACCGAGGAGGACUGGACCAAGCUGCAGGCCAAGCUGGGCUCCUCCCUCGGAGGCCCAUACCUUGCCGUCCACCUGCGGAGGAAGGACUUCAUCUGGGGCCACAGGGAGGACGUGCCCAGCCUGGAGGGUGCCGCCAGGAAGAUCCGCAGCCUCAUGAUGGUGCACCAGCUGCCCAGGGUGUUCGUGGCCACAGAUGCCAUCAGGAAGGAACAGGAAGAGCUGAAGAGGCUGCUGCCUGAGAUGGUGAGGUUUGAGCCCACCUGGGAGGAGCUGGAGCUGUACAAGGAUGGGGGUGUCGCCAUCAUCGACCAGUGGAUCUGCACGCAUGCCAGGCUUUUCAUCGGCACAUCAGUCUCCACGUUUUCUUUUCGGAUUCAUGAGGAAAGAGAAAUCCUGGGGUUUGAUCCCAAGACGACGUACAACCGGUUUUGUGGAGACGAGGAGAAAGCGUGUGAGCAGCCCACCCACUGGAAGAUCGUAUACUGAGGGUGCCGUGUCCAUCACUGCUGAGAGCCCAGGACCAGAGGAGGCCCCACCCCUGGGCACAACAGAACUAGGUGGUGCCCUGGCCCGGUGUGUCCUUUAGUGAGGUCACAUUUUACCUGUGUGCGGAUCACGAAAUGCAGGAGCCUCUCAGCCCACUGUUGAGUGGGGUGGGACGCGUGUGAGUGGCCACCCUCUCAGGUGGCUGCAGAGUUGAGGGUGUGCUGAGGGGUGUGUGCAGCUCUACUGUCUCCUGGGGUGGCCAGGGAAGCAUGAGACCUGCCCACCCUGCAGUCGUCAGGCACCAGGGAGAGGAUCGCAUAGGCCUGGUACACCCUCCUCUGUCCACUCGGGAAACAUGGUGUGGGGAGCUCCCCUGGGGCACAGUGGGCUUCCAGGCCCGGCGCUAACUGCCAGGAGGUGAGAAGUGACAGCCGCGGCGAGAUAAGCUGCUUCAUCGUAGCUGUGUCCCAUCUCACAGGAUUCCUUUUCCCGUGCUCACACUGCCACCACCAGGACACUUUCAGGCCCCUGCCCCUGCAGGACUUCAUUGUGGUGUCGGACACCACACAGCCACUUCCCUGGUCCACUGGUGACAUGGUCGCACCUUCGCUUUCUCUUGUACAGAGCUGGUGAACCCUUGUGUCCCCUCCCCAGACACUGGCAUGGCCUCCAAGUGGUGUCAUCGGGCCGCCAGGUGGAGUGAUCACAUAUUUAUUCUUUCCCAUUUGUAUAUUCAAAAAUUAAUAAAAAAUUUUCUAGAGAGCUGUAA